AGCCUAACAAAAGCGCCAUGAUUUUUAGUACAUAUAGAAAACUACUCGAUGAGGAAACAAAAACAAAUUCUUAACAAAUUGCCUUGUAAUUGUUUUCCAAAUUCAUGAGCAUCCUUCCUCUUCUAUUCCUCUUCAUCUCCCAAUCUUUAUGGAAAACUUCAGCAUCACAAACAUGGAUCAAAGCCGGUUAUUGGUACACCCAGAGCGAAUACCCGAUACCCAACAUAAACACAGCUCUUUUCACUCACCUCAUAUGUGCUUUCGCCUACAUCAACCCCUCAACCAACGAGCUAAUUUUAAUAACAUCAGAUGAGCCAUAUGUAUCCACGUUUGCAUCCACGGUCAAGAAAAGCAACCCAUUGGUUAAACCACUUUUAUCAAUACGGACACAAAAUGAAUAUUAUGGAACCAACAAAAACUCAUCCUUGUUUUUAUCAAUGAUCAACAACCCGGCCUAUCGAAAGACUUUCAUCGAGUCUUCAAUAAAAAUGGCCCUGGAUCACGGCUUUGAAGGGCUUGAUCUUUAUAUUACUACUUUGUUAAGUACAAAGGGAAACAUGACUAACUUGGGUAUUUUAUUUAACGAGUUGAGACAUGCGGUGGAUCAAGAAAAACUGAUCUUGACCAUGGGAGGUCAUUACUCCCCUGAAUUUGAUUUACAGAGUUACCCGGUUGACUUGGUAAGCAAAAAUUUUGAUUGGGUGCACAUUAAAGCAUACGCCUAUCAUACACCUUUGGUCGAUAAUUUCACGGCUGCCCAUGCAGCCUUAUAUGAUCCAUCUAGCCCGGUGAAUACGGAUUAUGGUGUAAACGAAUGGAUCAAAAGAGGAUUACCGGCUAGCAAGUUGGUGUUGGGCAUGUCAUAUCAUGGCUUUGCCUGGACCCUUGUGGACCCUAAGGAUAAUGGCUUCGGUGCACCGGCUAAAGGUGUGGCUAUUACGGAUGAUGGGACAGUGGGCUAUAAGCAUAUCAAGCAGUAUUUGAGAAGUUACGGAGUUAAUUCAGUGCGUAAUUCGACAUAUGUGGUAAACUACUGUGCAAUUGGCUCAUUUUGGAUUGUGUUUGAUGAUGUGGAAAGUAUCAGAAAAAAAGUUGCUUAUGCCAAAGAGAAGGGGCUUCUUGGUGUUAGCGUAUGGCAUGUUUCUAAUGACGACAACUGGGAACUCUCAAAAGCUAUCGCACAAGAAGAAGAUGCUUACAACCAUCACAAGCGAUUAUUGGUGAUUACUUUGUGCACAAUUACUUUCUUUAUCCUGCUCCUAGGCUGCAUGAUCUGUUGCCUGAGAAAAAGGAUCAUAUCUAAAGUGAAACAGGUGAUGAAUAGUGGCAAACCAUCAGAUCAUAACCACCAAGUACUUAGCUUUGAAGACAUAAGGGAAGCAACAAAUAGCUUCUCAGAAGAAAAUAAGCUUGGCGAGGGUGGAUAUGGACCCGUCUACAAGGGAAAAUUGUCAAAUGAACAAGAAAUAGCGGUAAAAAGACUUUCGCGUAGUUCUAAACAAGGAGUCAAGGAGUUCAAGAACGAGGUUACAUUUGCAACAAAACUACAACAUGUGAAUCUAGUAAAACUCUUGGGGUUCUGCACUGAAAGGGAAGAAAAGAUGUUGAUCUAUGAAUACAUGCCAAACAAAAGCUUGGACCUCUACCUCUUUGAUCCAAGUAGAAGGUCGAUGUUGAACUGGGAGAAAUGGGUUGAAAUAAUUGAAGGAAUAAUCCAAGGACUUUUAUAUCUCCAAGAAUACUCGAGACUAACAAUAGUUCACAGAGACUUGAAAGCAAGCAACAUUUUACUUGAUGCUAAUAUGAAGCCUAAAAUAUCAGAUUUUGGUAUAGCAAAAAGCUUUGAGAGCAAUGAAAUAGAAGCGAAUACCGACCGGAUUGUUGGAACCUAUGGAUGUGUUCCUCCCGAGUAUAUAAAACAAGGUUUAUACUCUAGAAAAUAUGAUGUUUACAGCUUUGGAGUUCUCCUUCUGCAGAUCAUAAGUGGGAAGAAGAAUUACAACGUCUAUGGACCACAUCAAAACCUCAAUCUCCUAGAAUACGCAUAUGUUCUUUGUAAAGAAGGCAGAGGAAUGGAGUUUAUAGAUUCUUCAUUGGAUGAUGAAUCUUCAACGUAUAAAUUAAGUAGAUGCAUCCAAGUGGCCCUGCUAUGUGUUGAAGAAAAAUGGACACAUAGGCCAUCAAUGUUGGAAGUUUCAGCCAUGUUAAGGAAUGAAUAUCAAAAUCUGCCUAUGCCAAGGCGGCCUGCUUUUUCAACAAAUAAAUACGAGGAAGAAAAGAAAAAUAAAGCCAACGGAAAAGUCUAUUCAGUUGAUAUGGCAACCAUUUCCCAACUUUUGCCUCGAUGAGAUGCCACUAUGUCUCGCAGUGGUGGAAUCAAGGCUUCUUUAACUCGGGCUUUCAACUCCAAUUCCUAAAGCAAACACGGAUUGUUCUUCUAGUUCUAUUGCUACCGAACCUUUGCACAAUCAAUCCAUGAUUCCACCAUGGCAUCAACCGCUAUGCUUCUAUUCAACAUUUUUAAAUCCUUUUGAUAUUUUGGUGCGACUUAAUUAUGCUUAUGACUUCUGGAGCUUUGGAGGAUAGACUAUCAAAAUAUGAUGAUUUUUUUUCUUCUACACUAAGUCCUGUUAUUUUUUUUUUCUAGACAACAAGUUAGAAGGCUAUUCUUGAAGACAUGAAAGAGUCUCAAGAGUUCAAAAAUACUUAAUGAAAUGAAUUAGACUUUAUAUAUCCUAUGAAAUUGUAACAUGCAUUUGUGGAAUUAUGU
Messenger RNA from Helianthus annuus (common sunflower), 2770 nucleotides. Its product is annotated as G-type lectin S-receptor-like serine/threonine-protein kinase At1g11330. Bases 105 to 2348 code for a protein of 747 amino acids. The transcript has 7 exons. The record is from RefSeq and is a predicted model, not a curated record. Gene Ontology annotation, biological process: protein phosphorylation; carbohydrate metabolic process. Gene Ontology annotation, molecular function: protein kinase activity; ATP binding; chitin binding. Lineage: Eukaryota; Viridiplantae; Streptophyta; Magnoliopsida; Asterales; Asteraceae.